AUGAGCUCCCCGGGCACAGAGAGCGCAGGGAAGAGCCUGCAGUACCGGGUGGAUCACCUGCUCAGCGCCGUGGAGAGCGAGCUGCAGGCGGGCAGCGAGAAGGGCGACCCCACGGAGCGGGAACUGCGAGUGGGCCUGGAGGAGAGCGAUCUGUGGCUGCGCUUCAAGGAGCUAACGAACGAGAUGAUUGUGACCAAGAACGGCAGGAGGAUGUUCCCGGUGCUGAAGGUGAAUGUGUCCGGUUUGGACCCCAAUGCGAUGUACUCCUUCCUGCUGGACUUCGUGGCUGCUGACAACCACCGCUGGAAGUAUGUGAAUGGGGAGUGGGUCCCUGGGGGCAAGCCAGAGCCUCAGGCGCCCAGCUGCGUCUACAUCCAUCCAGACUCGCCCAACUUCGGGGCCCACUGGAUGAAGGCACCGGUGUCUUUCAGCAAAGUCAAACUCACUAACAAGCUCAAUGGAGGAGGGCAGAUCAUGUUGAACUCCUUGCAUAAGUACGAGCCUCGGAUUCACAUCGUGAGAGUUGGGGGCCCGCAACGCAUGAUCACCAGCCACUGCUUUCCUGAGACCCAGUUCAUAGCUGUGACGGCCUACCAGAACGAGGAGAUCACGGCCCUUAAAAUUAAAUACAAUCCGUUUGCUAAAGCCUUCCUUGAUGCAAAAGAAAGAAACGACCACAAAGAUGCAAUGGAGGAGCCUGGGGACUGCCAGCAGCCGGGGUAUUCCCAAUCAGGGGGGUGGCUAGUUCCUGGCGCUGGCACCCUCUGUCCACCUGCCAACUCCCAUCCUCAGUUUGGAGGCUCUCUCUCUCUCCCCUCCACACACGGCUGUGAGAGGUACCCGGCUCUGAGGAACCACCGCUCAUCGCCCUACCCCAGCCCUUAUGCUCAUCGGAACAAUUCUCCAACCUAUGCCGACAACUCAUCUGCAUGCUUGUCCAUGCUGCAAUCCCACGACAACUGGUCUAGCCUCGGAGUGCCUGCCCACAGCAGCAUGCUGCCCAUGGGUCAUAACACCAGCCCGCCGACUGGCUCCAGCCAGUACCCCAGCCUGUGGUCUGUGAGCAAUGGCACCAUCACCCCAGGCUCCCAGACAGCUGGGGUGUCCAAUGGGCUAGGAGCCCAGUUCUUCCGCGGCUCCCCUGCACAUUAUGCGCCUUUGACGCACACGGUCUCGGCCGCCACGUCCUCUGGCUCCCCAAUGUACGAAGGGGCUGCCACGGUCACAGACAUUUCUGACAGCCAGUAUGACACAGCCCAAAGCCUCCUCAUAGCCUCGUGGACACCUGUGUCACCUCCGUCCAUGUGA
This is a messenger RNA of Psammomys obesus (fat sand rat), 1308 nucleotides long. It is a transcript of the gene Tbxt, whose product is annotated as T-box transcription factor T. The coding region runs from base 1 to 1308 and encodes 435 amino acids. Gene Ontology annotation, molecular function: RNA polymerase II cis-regulatory region sequence-specific DNA binding; DNA-binding transcription factor activity, RNA polymerase II-specific. The transcript has 8 exons. Gene Ontology annotation, cellular component: nucleus. The record is from RefSeq and is a predicted model, not a curated record. NCBI's taxonomy places the organism in Eukaryota, Metazoa, Chordata, Mammalia, Rodentia, Muridae. Gene Ontology annotation, biological process: mesoderm formation; regulation of transcription by RNA polymerase II; cell fate specification.